GGCUGCAGCGGGCUGCAUCGCGCGGGGUUUUGCGGAGUUGGGUUUGGGCUGAGUUUGCAUCCUGAGAGCAUGGCUGGGCCGUGCGUGCACCUGCGGGAGCUGCGGGGCCCCCUGCACCCCGACAAGGACGACACCGAGGAGGAGUGCGUGCAGGAGGAGGACGGGGACCGGGACUCGGAGUUCGUGGACGCCGAGGAGCUCUGCAGCGGCGGCAUCCAGGCGGGCAGCCUGCCGGGGCGCGCCCGAGUUUCUAUUCCCGACGAACUCACUAAAGAGCAGUGCCCCGUGAGAGGACGGUUCCCCCUCCUGGGCCCUUGGUGGCGCGUGAAGGUUAGGGUUGUGAAGCCUGUGCGGUCCAAGAUCUACCAAGCUCAAGGGUUUCCAUCCUACUUUUUACAGUCCGACAUGUCGCCACCCCAUCAAAAAAAUAUCUGUUCGCUUUUCCUUAAAGAGUGUGGGUACGAGCGCAGAGAUGAGUUUUUAAAAUGGGUAGAGAGAGUGUCAAGCUAUGAAAAGCUAAACUUUGAAAAUCUGCCGGACACAUUAAGACGUUUCGACCGAGAGCCUGGGGAGAAAAAUAAAGGAACACCUACUGAGAACGAGCAGGAUGUGAGGAGAUUGCCUGUGGAGGAAUCAUUCCCAUUUGUGUGUGUGAUGACAGCUUUGAAGUUCCCCAAAGUCAUGGAAUUCCUUCCAACUCUUUUUCCUCGGCACUUUCGAAGGCUCAUCGGCUCAAGUUCUGAAGAGGUGUUGCAACGGAUAGAAGAAGCCUUGGGGACACAUCCGUGGAAGCUGGGGUUCCGUAGGGUAACCUACCGACAGAUGAAGCUCCUGAGCUGUGAGGCCAGCUGGACAGCCUUCAGUCAGUGCCCCUCCCUCCUCCAGCUGAUGACUCCCCUGCAGAAGAACGCGUUGGUCGUCUAUGCUAAGCUGAGGCAGACGUGUCGAGAAGACGGGCACACGUGUGUCGAAGUAGAAGCCUUAACUUCGGCGGUGGCACAGAACAUGUCUUUCCAGGAAGCAUGCGAAUCUCUGGAGUUUAUGAAGGACCUUGACGUGGUAACCUACGAGAAGGACUGCGUCUUCCUCUCUGAACUGUACCAGGCCGAGCAAGGCAUUGCCUCCUCCAUAUGUGACCUGAUCAACAGACCCCCCUGGCAUUUGCAAGUGGACGUGAAGAAAGUUCUGGCGUCCAUUAGCAGCGGGAAGCCCGAAGAUUCACGAAGGGCCGAGGCAGCGGAAGGAAGUGAGCCGGAUGGAAUGGGGUUAGCACAGGGCGAGAGUGUUGCAGACCCACAGGACGGCGGGGACCACGUUCGGAUUGAUGGGGAUCACGAAAUGAGUGCAGACAUCUGUGAUGUCCCACUGGAUCAAGAUCAGGUGGUCGCGCUGGAAAUGAUUUGCGCCAAGGCUGUGACCGUCCUCAGCGGGAAGGGUGGCUGUGGGAAGACUACCAUCGUUAGCCAUCUUUUUAAGCAUGUGGAGCAGCUGGAAGAGAAAGAAGUACAGCAGGCUUGCAAAGAUUUUGAGCUAGACGGGGAUGCCUCCGAAGAAUGGCUUGCCUUUCCUAAGCAGAGCCCGGCAGCGGUGGACAAGGCUAUAGACGUUUUGCUCACAGCGCCUACCGGGAAAGCGGCUAGUCUACUGAGGCAGAAGACUGAUCUUCCGGCUUACACGCUGUAUCAGGUCAGUUAUAGCUUCUAUUUUUGGAAGAAACAUGUAGUAGACAAGCCCUGGAAAUUCUCUACAGUUCGAGUUCUGGUCGUGGACGAAGGGAGUUUGGUAUCUGUCGGAAUCUUCAAUUCGGUUUUAAAGUUGCUGUGUGACCAUGCCAAGCUUUCGAAGCUUAUAAUCCUUGGUGAUAUUAGACAGUUACCCAGUAUUGAACCUGGCAACAUGCUGCAGGAUGUUUUUGAGACUCUUAAGGCAAGAGGGUGUGCCAUUGAACUGAAGACAAACCACAGGUCAGAGUCCCAGCUGAUUGUGGACAAUGCCACAAGAAUCUCUAGGCGCCAGUUUCCAGAAUUUGAUGCAGAACUAAAUAUCUCUGCUAGUCCCACGCUACCCAUCUCCAUUCAAGAUAAGACAUUUAUUUUUGUCAGACUUCCUGAAGAGAAUGGCAGUUCUCAGUCACCUAAAGAUGAACACCGAGCUAAUUUAUAUUCUGCAGUUAAAACGUUGCUUCAAGGAAAGGACUUUCAAAGUGCAAAAACCUCACAAUUUAUUGCAUUUAGAAGGCAAGACUGUGACCUCAUCAAUGACUGCUGCUCUAAGCACUACGUAGGCCAUCUCAUCAAAGACCAUGACAAGAAACUCAUCUUUGCAGUUAAUGAUAAGAUCUGUUGUACCCGGAAUGCAUACCUCGCGGAUUUACUCCCUAAUGAUGACCGGGAAGCCAACGGGAAAGGCUUUGAUAUUGUCUCUGAUGCUGCCCCUUCUGAUUUCAAAACCAAGCAGGAUUUUGAAAGUAGCAUUCGACUGUGCAAUGGGGAAAUAUUUUUCAUAACAGGGGAUGUGACUGAUGUCACUUUCAAAAGAAAAAGACUUCUGACCAUCAAUAACGAGGCUGGCUUGGAAGUGACCGUGGACUUCAGCAAACUAAUGACGCACUGUCAGAUAAAACAUGCCUGGGCGAGGACCAUUCAUACUUUCCAGGGGUCCGAGGAGAACACAGUGGCCUAUGUGGUGGGGAAGGCGGGCCGCCAGCACUGGCAGCACGUCUACACUGCAGUGACCCGGGGUCGCUCCAGAGUGUACGUCAUCGCGCAAGAGUCCGAGCUCAGGAGCGCCAUCAGGAAGCGCAGCUUCCCCAGGAAGACGCGCCUGAAGCACUUCCUGCAGAAGCAGCUCUCCAGUGCCCGUGCGUCCCCAGCAGACUUUCCCUCCCAGCCCUCAAGCCCUGGACUUGGAGGAACGCCCAGCACACAGCCUCCAGCAUCACCGCUCUAUAGGACCCCAGACAGCAGAGCUGCCGCGGACAGCUCCGGGGGUGAGGCGUCUCCAGCCCCCAAGGAGAGGUUCACCUUUGAUGACGGAUGGCUGUCGGCUUCUUCGAAUGAUAUGGAUACUGAUGAGGAGUCAGCGAAGCCUAGAGGGUCCAAAAGAAUGGGCGCUGGCUUCCCGUGGGAUGACGAAAGCCCCAGUAAAUUCCGAAUGGUUGAACAACCAUCUCCACAAGUAUCUUCUAUAUUUCAGAAUUUGAGGUUGAAUAAACUAGCUCCUAGACAACUUUUCGAACCCACUGACAAUCAACAAAGGAUUAACUUGGGUGUGGCGGGUCACACCAGUAAUCCCAGCAGUCAGGAAGCUGACAAAGGAGACUCUUGAGUCCCAGGCCAGCCUGGGUAACAUCACGUGACCGACCGAGACCGAUGGUGUUUGGGCCACAUCUCGAGACCAAGGGGGUUCAGGCAACGUCACCAAUGAAUACCGCUAAAUAGAAAGAAUUUUACUUCAUAUCGUUCAAAAUAAUUAUUUUUCCUUUCCAGACAAAGUGAAUAUUUUAGCUUCAAUGUUAUAAGCUAUGAGAUGAUGACUAAACUGGGAUUUUAAUUUUGGGCAUUUGCCCCCAAAAUAAAUUUUUUUAUUUUUAUUUUUAAAGCUAAAUUUAAAAGAAGGUAUUUUAAAUUCACCUGAUCAAAGCAAACCAUGAUGCUCUCAUCCCCUGUCGUCAUGAGAACAGUUGACACUGGACGGAGAUCAUGGGCAAAGACUCUCCCGUUUUAGGGAUGUUGUACGUUUUGUGGUAAUGCCGUGGGAUGACGGUGGAUCACGUUGGCCGGCACACCAAAGCUGUAGCAAACGAGGACUGAUUGUACCUGCUGGUAUCCACACAUUCAAGGGUGCUGUGUUUACCUCAGAUGGGUCGUUUACAAGGCCCUCACUCACUCCAUCCCUGCUCCUGGGACUUGGCAUACUUGGGACUUUCCUUGAUUAUGCCUUUUCUAGUUGGGAGUAAGUUUUAAAAUAUAUCCCAUCGUAGGGAACCUUUCUCUUAAAGCAGAUUGGUUUUUUAAAAAUAUUUAUUGCCAAGUGGUACUGUGGAUUGAAUGUGUCUCCCCAAACACAUCUGUGGUAGUAGAUGCCUAAUGGAAGUCACUUUUUGCUGUGUUGACCUCUCUUGUUUAUUUUAUUUUAUUUUGCCACGGGAUGACAGGUCCUCACCAGAUGUGUACACCCGGCUCCGGGCUCACCUUGUCUUGCUUUUUGCUAUAUUGCAGUUCUCGGAGCAUAUGUUAUUCAUAUAUUGUUCUUCUUCAACAGUUCAGGCUAUAGAAACUUCAGUCAACAAAGUCUUGUAGUUCAUGUGUGUACCUCACUUUACUUUUACACACACUGCAGUUUUCCUGUGAGCUUGCCACCAGUAUAGUACAGAGACAUUUUUCUUUCUUUUCCUCUUUUGGUAGGGGGGCUGGGGCUUCAUCUCAGGACUCAUGCCUUCGAAGCAAGAAUUACAUCUCUCGCCCUAAACAUAACUCGUAAAGGUACUGGGAGACAAACAAUAAUAAUCAUGUAACUCUUCUGAUGGUCAUGUUCAUUUAUUGCUAUGCUGAGGGUCUAAUCUUCAGUGUCUCCAAGAGACGCCUUUGUGAACAAUAAAGUCACUAUUCUAUUUACUAA
This is a messenger RNA of Peromyscus maniculatus bairdii (prairie deer mouse), 4620 nucleotides long. It is a transcript of the gene Helb, whose product is annotated as DNA helicase B. Gene Ontology annotation, biological process: negative regulation of double-strand break repair via homologous recombination. Gene Ontology annotation, molecular function: single-stranded DNA helicase activity. The record is from RefSeq and is a predicted model, not a curated record. Lineage: Eukaryota; Metazoa; Chordata; Mammalia; Rodentia; Cricetidae.